ACAGUACAUUUUAGAACUGAGUAAAGUUAGGGCUGAAAUAGAAGGAUUAAGAACCAGUUACAAAAAAGACAUCACGGUAUCAGAUGAACGACGAAGAAUUGAAAUGGAUGAUGCUAGGUCCAGAAUUUCGGCAUUGGAUUCGUACACAAAAAAUGCAUUGCAUACAUUGAAGAACGCUGUUCAAGAGGCGCUCGGAAGAACAGAAAACAAGAUAACAGAUGGUAUUAAGGAGGAGAGAAUGGUUUGGCGUCAAAAUAUGGAUUCUGUGCAAAAGCACCCCAAAGAACAGAUGGAGAGACUAGACCAAAGUAUAAGUAUAAUCGAAGACGAGGCUAAACGACUUAUCGAUGCUGUAGUGAAGAAGUUAGAAAGUGUUCAGGAUAUUGUAACUACGGAGAAGAGUACAAAUGAAGAAUUUAGAAAGGUUACAAUGUCAGGUGGGGUUCAACCCCCUUUAACCACCCACAUUCUAGACACAGCUAGGGGGAAGCCAGCUGGAACUGUACCAAUGGUUUUGUCUAUUCAGGAACAAAAUGGAGACUGGAAACAACUAGAAACAGGGACAACCAGCAUAGAUGGUAGAGGAGGAUUUCUUACACAGUCUACAUUCCGUCCUGCUGUAUAUAAACUUUACUUUGACACAGGAGCCUACUUCAAAAAGAACAAUUUAAAAGGAUUCUAUCCAUAUGUAGAGGUUGUUUUCCAGAUAGAAGAUGAGAAACAGCAUUACCAUGUUCCACUGUUACUAAGUCCUUAUGGAUAUUCUACAAUCUACAUACAGAGGGAGCUAAUGAUUUACAUAUCUGUUAUAACUAGACAAUCAAUGAAGCUAGAAGAUUAAAAAGAUGAACUGGAUACCAGUCAUAUAUGUUGAUAAAUUCUUAGAUGAUAAAAAUGUGUAAAUUUUAAAGUUAUUUAGGUACCAAUUCCCUGGGGGAAAUUUGAAUUGAUGAUUUUGGCUUACUCAUCAUCAACCCUAUAUAUUCAAGAUUUCUGUGAUCAUUGCAUAAUGUAUUUUUUUUUUUAUUAAAGUCAACAUAUUAUUUACAUUUCUGUGUGUAAAUUUAUUGAGAGCUUUUAAAAGCCCAAUGAUAUCAAAUGCAAAAGAUUAUACACCCACAUGUAAACAAAGCCCAAAAAUUAUCAAAACCUAUCUAGGCUCAACUUUACUUGAGUAGGUUUUGAAUGUUGUAAGCAUUAUAUAUUUUAGAAUUU
Molecule: messenger RNA, 1215 nt
Organism: Mytilus trossulus (common blue mussel)
Lineage: Eukaryota; Metazoa; Mollusca; Bivalvia; Mytilida; Mytilidae
Exons: 5
Coding region: 104-841 (245 amino acids)
Biological process (GO): purine nucleobase metabolic process
Molecular function (GO): hydroxyisourate hydrolase activity
Source: RefSeq, a predicted model, not a curated record